Trichoplax adhaerens is the source of this 783-nucleotide messenger RNA. RefSeq lists its product as uncharacterized. Bases 1 to 783 code for a protein of 260 amino acids. Gene Ontology annotation, cellular component: mitochondrion. Gene Ontology annotation, biological process: fatty acid metabolic process; estrogen metabolic process; androgen metabolic process. The transcript is spliced from 4 exons. Gene Ontology annotation, molecular function: estradiol 17-beta-dehydrogenase [NAD(P)+] activity. NCBI's taxonomy places the organism in Eukaryota, Metazoa, Placozoa, Uniplacotomia, Trichoplacea, Trichoplacidae. The record is from RefSeq and is a predicted model, not a curated record.
AUGUCCGUCGUAUCACAGUUAGUAGCAUUAGUAACUGGUGGCGCUUCUGGUCUAGGUCGAGCCACCGCUCAGCGUUUGGUUAGGCAAGGAGCCAGAGUGGUCAUUAUGGAUUUGCCGAACAGCCAUGGUGCAGCUACCGCUGAAGAAAUUGGUAGCAAUUGCUGCUUUGCUCCCACUGAUGUAACUAAGGAAAAGGACGUGAUGAAUGCAAUCCAAUUAGCUCGAGAGAAAUUCGAUCGAAUUCGUCUUGUGGUCAAUUGUGCCGGUAUUGCACUUGCUCGAAAAACUGUCAAUAAAGAUGGCCCACAUACAUUAGAAGACUUUAAUAAAGUGAUGAUGGUAAACACUGUGGGAACCUUCAAUGUUAUACGACUAUGUGCUGAUGAUAUGGUCAAAGACGAAUUACCUCCGGGAGCUGGCAGUAAUCCUGAUGAACGUGGCCUUAUCAUUAACGUAGCUAGCGUUCUCGGACUUGAUGGCCAACCGGGUAUGGCAGCUUACUCGGCUUCAAAAGCUGCAGUAGCAAGUAUGACAUUACCUAUUGCAAGAGAUUUGUCGCGCAAUGGUAUACGUGUAUGUACUAUUGCUCCUGGUGCUUUUCUUACUCCAAUGCUAACAAACAACACGCCUAAAGAAAUCUUAGAUUGGUACACCAAGUUGAUUCCUUAUCCAAAACGAUUUGGAGACCCUGACGAAUUUGCUCAACUUGUCGAAGCAGUCGUCGAAAAUCCUAUGCUGAAUGGCUCUGUUGUUCGACUAGAUGGUGCACUACGAGUAACAUAG